GGCGUCUGCGAAAAGUUGUCAAUCUCAUUAAAAAUUAAAUGUGGGAAAGUAUCCACACAUUUGAAAAGUACACGUUCGUUGCGGUCGCAAUGUAUGGCGUGGCGUUAAAGGAACACGUUCUGGUGUAGUUAUUGCGAGGCUUUUUGUUAUGCGGUAAACUCGAGUCCGCUUUAAAUGAUACAUUAGUGUUGUCAUGGCCGAUUCAAAAGUUUUCCUGAGCGACCCCAAUCUGCUGAGCGACCUAAAUUCUGAUGAGCGUAAUUUGUCCGAUGGCGCUUUCGGCCACGAAAGUGACACCAUGCACCAAGAUCUGAUGGACCAGUUGAUGGGCAGCGAGGCGCAAAAUAACAGCGAUUCAAGUGAACAUAACGAUGAUCAAGGCGAGCCCCAAAAGCAAACGGACAAAGAGAGUUGUUUCGCCAACUCACAUGAGGAGAUGCACGUCGAAAGUCCCACGACCGGCGAGACCUAUACCUUUAAGUGCAUAUACUGCGAUCGCGUUUUGGGUGCUUCAGACAACCCCAAACUGCUCGAAUGUUUACACAAUGCGUGCGCCAGUUGCGUCAACAAUAAGCUUUAUGAGCAAAAUGAAUCUUCAGCAUCAGGAAAUCAAAUAUUAUGUACGCUUUGCAACAUAGCGUGCGACGCAUCUCGCAUAAUCGAAAAUCAGUUCUUAAUGGAACUGUCUAAUAACGAUGAGACCAACACCUCGAAAGCAAACGAUCUGAAGUGCAGCAGUUGCAGCGAUGAGGCCCUGGCGACUAGUUAUUGCACCGAUUGUUCCGAAUUUAUAUGCGACAAUUGCGUGCAAGCCCACCAAAGGUUGAAAAUAACGAAAGAUCACACGAUAAAGUCGAAAGACGAGGCGAUGAACGAGCUCAACGCCGUCUCGAGCGGUUCUUCGACGAAUUUAUUUUGCGUCAACCAUCCCCACGAGAAACUGUCGCUCUUCUGCGAGACUUGCGACAAGCUCACCUGCAGAGACUGUCAGCUGAUCGAGCAUCGCGAGCACAAGUACAAGUUUACCAACGAGAUCGCGUCGGAAGCGAAAAAAUACAUCGCGGACAUGCUGAAAGAUGUGGGAUACAAGAGGGCGCUGCUGACGAGCGCGAUGAAAGUGAUCGACGAUCGGCAGAACCUGAUCACGGAAAAGAAGCAAUCGCUCGUUAAGGAAAUAACGCAGCUGGUGGUCAAGUUAACCAACACGAUAAACGUUCGCGGGAAGCAGUUGGUGGCGAAACUAACGGAGGUGUGCGACUCGAAGCAGAAAACGCUCCAAGAGAAGAAGCUGGCGCUCCAGCAGCUGUCCAAAAUGACGGAUCACUGCAUCGACUUUACGCAGCAUGCGCUCGACACGGGCAGCGACAUGGCGCUGCUUUACAGUAAGAAACAGGUGACGGAGCAUCUGAAACGGAUCAAGUGCAAGCGGGCUGACAUCCCGAACCCAGAAAUCCCGGUGAGGAUCCAUCUCGCAUUGGACAAAGUGCCGGACCUGAUUAAAGGCCUCUCCGCAGUCAUGUCAACCAUUGGUCAGAUCGUGGUCGACGGACGGAUUUAUCCGUCUCAGUCGACGUCGCCCGCGUGCCUCCCGCCCAACAGUUCUCCCAGUCCAGGUCAACAGAUGCGGCCUCCGCAGCAGCAGUCGCCCAUGAGCCCGUUGCACCAGCAGCUGUCGCCUGGAUAUCAGCAGAGCCAGCAGCCACAGCAAGUGGCCCGGUUGCCAAAUCCGCCCCCUUACAGUCAAUUCCAGGCCAACGGGCAGCCAUUCCAGUCGCAGUCACCUAACAUGAACCAGAACAUGAUGCAGGUGAUGGGGCAGAGUAUGAAUCAACACCCGUUCGGUUCAGGUAGUCGUAUGCCGAACAUGGGUCCACCGUCGAUGAACAACAUCCCUCAGGCCAUUCCCAUAUCGUUAGCCCAGCAGCUGACCAUGAGCCGAAUCCAAAGGGCCCCGAUGGCGAGGGCGAUCAUGCCUCGCAUGCCGACGAACUCAAUGGGUCUGAACCAACAGCAGCAACAGGUGUCAUCGUCGACUCAUCCCCAGGGCAUGAUGCAGGACCGCAGCAACUUGCGCCACCUGCUGCAACCGACUAACGGCAACACCAACACCACUAACAACAGCAGUAGCAACAACAACAACGCAAUUUACAUACAGACAGGUCCGGCCCAGUACCAGGCGGUCCAGCCGCACGUGGCGCAGCAGUACCAGAACCGGUACCCAAGCCAGCAGCCAAUCAGGUUUGGCCCACAACAGCAGGGCCCAAUGAGGAUGAUCAUGCAGGCGCAGGGAAGUCAGGCGCGGAUGAUUAUGCAACAGCAGCAACAUCAACAGCAACAAAGACCCCAGGGACAGUACCCGCCGGGUGGGGUUGGGGCCAAGUGGCACACGCCCCAGCAGAGCAAUGCCGGUAACAGUGCGGGCAAUAGCCGCAGCCAGUCGAUGCCCACGAUUAACGAUAACUUCAAGAUAACGCUGCGUCAGCAGCCCGAGCAGACGAACAAAAAUACACCGGCUGCUGUUACAUCGACCAUACCGACCACCCCUAGUCCUAACCACGUGCAGGGACGUUCCGACACCGAACGCAGCCUAGACAAGUUCUGCGAGGACUCGGUGAAAGACUUGAUGGCGACGAUCGCGAAACUCGACUCGAACGGGGUCCAGGUGCUUGCAGAGGGAAGACAAAAGGGCGGCUCGCCGCACGUGGACAGUUCGACCGGCGACUCUGCCCCCAAGAUCAAGUCGGAACUGAUGGACACGAGUAAAGACGACCCUAACGAAGACUGGUGCGCGGUGUGCAUGGACGGUGGUGAGCUGGUUUGUUGCGACAAGUGUCCGAAGGUGUUCCACCAGUACUGUCACAUUCCGAAUUUGAGUGUCGAGGAAAACGACACUUGGCAGUGUUUACUGUGCAUGAACUUCGCCGACAUACCGGAGAGUAUAUUGAGCGAGAAGAAGGAGGGUGAGCUCAGUCUGAAGGAGAAGAAGAUCGCGGAACGGAUUGUCCUUGAACUGUACUGCCAGUACGACACGAGUUUGCCCUUCCGCGAGGUUAUAGGAGCAGAUAACGUCGAGUACCAUUCGAUUAUUAAGAAACCAAUAGCGCUCGACACCAUCAGGCAGAAGCUGAACUGGAACGCGGAAGGGCGGUACAGGCACACCGAAGAGCUGGUGCGAGACGUGCGCCUGAUGUUUAAGAACGCCUACACCUUCAAUCCAGUCGACUCGCAGGUGUACAGCGAUGCGAAGACGCUCGAGAAGUUCUUCGACGAGCAAUUGGAAAAGUUUUUGCCCGAGUAUGCGUACGAGACGUUCGACGAGGACGACGAGGUGCAUCCGCCUAGCAAGAAGUACCGACGGAUAAUAAGCGACUGACAAAUUGUCCAGGGGGCGAAUAACACCGUCUAUUUCUCCCUCUAGUGGCAAAUUUUGGAACGGGGUGGCGGGGGGUGCGGCUUAGUGUAUAUAGGGAUGAGUGCGCGGGAUGCGCUCGGUUUUUCGUUUCUGUUCGAAGCUGACCCGGUUUCAAAUUAUUUAUUGAUGAAAUUUUAUCGAUCGUUGCCGAUUCCUUUUUAUAAUAUGUUUUAUGUCGCGUAAAUUUAGCCGUUAGUUUAGGUUUUAACGAGAUUUAGGCUAUGCUUUUUUUGUCGUCUGCGUUCAAGCGUAAUUCGUUUUCGUGUACAUAUUCUAUAAUCUACAGGGUUGCUCGCGCAAAUCGCUCACUGAAAGUUUGCCGGUUGUUAUUUGGGCACAAAUUUCAUUUUAGAAAAUGUUGAGUAAUGUUACUUUAGGUCACCUUCACAAUUGUUGGCCUUAAAAAAAAACACACUUGUUCAGCCUUUAACAAUGACAGUUACGAAACAUAGUUCCAACUUUUGACGUCAAACUUUUAAUAAGUUAUUAUGCAAAAACCAAAAGAGAUAGGAAAUCGGAAACUAUAUUUAAAAUAAAACAUAAUAUGCAUAGAAAAUGGGAAUAUAUACAGGGUGAGAAUGUGAUGUGACAAUGUAUUAACAACCUCACAUGAAUCUAAAUUUUAAAGAACCGCCUGAGUGAAUAACCCAAUAAGUCUAUAUUUAUAAAUAUAUCGAGUGUCGGAGCUGAAAAAAAAAGAUUUGAUCUUUCAAAUUUCGAGGGCGUUUUGUUUUGUUUUUUAAAGUUAGGCCGAAGUUUUUUUCUGUUUAACAAAUAUCGUCUUGUUUCAGACUGUUUGCCUAAUCCUUAAAAUACGUGUCUCUUCAGCUUACGGUUUUUGUUAUAAUAUUAUUUCAUUGUUAUGUCUUCCCUGAUAUGGAAAUCGUCAAAAAAUUUCAUAUUGAGAUUUGUGCAAAAAUAAAAACAGCGCAACAGACCCAAAAUUAAAACGUUAACAAUCUGGCCACUUGAAGUUUGAAAAAAAAAAUGGCCAUCCAAAUUUGAUGAGAUGAUGAGAUAUUGCAAAAAUGUCAAAAAAAAAACAGGAAACAAAUAUUCAUCUCGGUUGUUAAUUUAGGGGUACCUGUCGAUGAGGGCCCUAUAAUGCUAAUGACGUAAUUGUUACAGUUCCUUGAGUAGAGUUUUAUAGAAAAUCCGUGUCGAUUUAGAUAUUUACAAAUAUUAUCGUUGUACAGUGUAAAUUAGAGGUGCAAAUCGAAACUUUUUUUUUGUGCUUAAGGAAAGCAAAGUAUGCCGAGCGGCAGUGUAAUUUACCGGUCAAACGUUCCAAUCGGGUAACCAUAUUAAACUACCCGAAUACGGUAGUUCAAUGGAUGUAUAGGUAAAAAAUAUGUAAUCUCGACGAAGUACCAUGACGAUCGAUCCCCGGUUUGCUCGAGUUUAUUUAUUUUGUCAAGUUUACCACCCUGGAAGCUGAUGCCCCAACAAAAAUGAAUUGUUCGUGGGAAAUUGCGCCGCAAAUCUCUUUUUUUACGACUGUUUUCCCGCUUUAUUUAUUUGUUAGCAUAAACGUAAUUUUUAUGUUUUAACUUUUUCGAUUGUUUACGUGUGUUUGAUUUUAAAAAUUACAUAUACCUAAUCAAACAACCAAAAUGGGUAAAGUAAAUCAAAUUAGCAUCGGGCAAUAUAUAUACACAUAUUUUGUUACUUUAUAUAAUUAUAUAUAUAUAUAUAUAUUAUAUAUAUUUGCUAUAAAUUCGAAGUGUAGUACACACAGUUCAUUAAAUCGUAAAAUAUU
This is a messenger RNA of Cylas formicarius (sweet potato weevil), 5171 nucleotides long. RefSeq names its product E3 ubiquitin-protein ligase TRIM33. Gene Ontology annotation, molecular function: zinc ion binding; ubiquitin-protein transferase activity; protein binding. The transcript has 12 exons. The record is from RefSeq and is a predicted model, not a curated record. Lineage: Eukaryota; Metazoa; Arthropoda; Insecta; Coleoptera; Brentidae. Gene Ontology annotation, biological process: positive regulation of DNA-templated transcription. Gene Ontology annotation, cellular component: chromatin; nucleoplasm. The coding region runs from base 194 to 3373 and encodes 1059 amino acids.